AUGUAUCUGGGUUUCUCCAUUCCAAUGUCGGCUCUUCUUCUAACUACCGUAAAUUGCAUCACAACUCUAAAGCCCACGUCCAGUUUCCACUGGAACACUAGUAAUGCCACCACGCAAAUCUCUGGAGCUUCUAGUGGCUACCUUUUAGCUACAACAAAUACUUCAAGUGUUCUGUGUCCUUCAUCAACGGCAGAUCUCUCCGUCGCUAGCCUCAAAACUCACCAAGUUAUGGUAGGCCCAGCGGGCAAUUUGAGCUUCGAGCCAAGUACGAUAGAUGCCACAGUUGGCGAUCUUGUCAAGUUCACUUUCCUAGCGAUCAACCACACCCUGACUCAGUCCUCCCUCUCAAACCCUUGCAAAGAAAAUGGAAGUUUUGACACCGGUUUCAACCAAUUCAAUCCGCAAAAUGUGGCAGGAAGGCAUGUCGUUGAGUACAGAGUACAGAAUCUUGAGCCCCAGUGGUUUUUCUGCGCUCAAGCGGCUGGAAAAUCGCACUGCAAGUCAGGAAUGGUGUUCGGCAUAAAUACUGGAAGUAAAAUGGACUCAUUUGUCGCUUUGGCCACAGCAACAUCCUUUUAUGAUUCCGCAGCUCCGUCUUCGGCCACAGAUGUCGAAGUAGAUUAUUCACAGCCUCCAUCCAUAAGUCACUCGUCUUCCUCAAGUUCCCAAUUAUUGCCAGAGUUUCCUUCGAGCGCGACUUCACAGCGAUUUCCCGCCAAUAAGAGCCCCAAGCCCACUAUGUCCUCUGUUUUGUCAAAUGUUACUGCCAUCUCGACUACAGCACUGGUGAGCCAAACUACUCUGUCAACAGCCUGUAGUAGUUUCGACUCUGCCAAGCCUUCGCUAGCGAUGGUUUGCAACAACUCUGCAGGCAUAGCCGCAUCAACUAUAUCACCCAAUGCCUCCUCUAGUGCCAGUGCCAUAGUUUUGCUAUGGCCUUUGGGACUGAUUUUCAUCGGUGUAUGUUUCUGUGGUCUCUAG
Molecule: messenger RNA, 981 nt
Organism: Venustampulla echinocandica
Lineage: Eukaryota; Fungi; Ascomycota; Leotiomycetes; Helotiales; Pleuroascaceae
Exons: 2
Coding region: 1-981 (326 amino acids)
Source: RefSeq, a predicted model, not a curated record